CCAGAUUUACAAUGCAAUCACGGUAAAACUAUAUAACGUUCCUCUUGUUUUCUCCAUUUUGGAGCGAUGUCCUCACAGGAUAUCCUGAAGGCUGAAGAAUGUGGAGCUUCUAGAUUGAAUUGAAGAGGUCUCGAGAAGACGGUGAUGUGGCUCUGUGGUAACAGCUGAUCAUGAAGACCACGGCUUCGAUCUCCAACGGAUCUCUGCAGCCAGAUGCUCAUAACCACAGCACACCGCACAGCUGCAGCAUCGACGAGUCCUACAAGUACAUCAUCUUGCCUCUAUGCUACUCCUUGACCUUCUUGCUCAGCCUCGUCCUGAACUCCACAGUCCUCCUGCGCUCUCGCCGAAGCGGCCGCCAGUGGAACACUUCGCUGAUCUACAUGGUCAAUCUGGCCUCCACGGAUCUGAUGUACAGCUUCUCGCUGCCCUUCCUCGUGGCCAGUUAUGUGAUGCGUGACCACUGGGUUUUUGGGGACUUCAUGUGCAGGCUGGUGCGUUUCUUGUUUUACUUCAACCUGUACUGCAGCAUCUUCUUCCUCACCUGUAUAUCCGUCCAUCGCUACAUGGGAAUCUGUCAUCCGAUCAGAAACAUUGCUUUGGAGAGCAAGCGGGCGGUUAGGGGCAUCUGCGCAACUGUUUGGGUCAUAGUGUUCAUCCUUACAUGCCCGAUCGUCCGGUUUGCUAAAACAGGGGACGUUUUGAGGAAAAUCGAAGGAACCGAUUCGUGGUCGGAAAGUAGUGGAGAUGCUGGAAGAGUAGAGGUGGAGGUAUAUAGGAAUUGUUGGGAUGACGCAAUCGAUAGUGAGUUUUCAGAAUACGUGCCUUAUGGAAUCGUUCUACACCUUCUGGGCUUCUUCUUCCCUUUUAUCGUCAUUGCAUGGUGUUACUCGCAGGUGGUGCGGACCAUCUUUCAAACGCUUCACUCCCAGCCACAGGUGCAAGAGGAAGGGGGAAUGUGCGGCGGGGUCGAAGGGGUCAAAGACAGGACAUCCGUGUCCAUCUCCGGCUCUCAACAUGCGCCGUACCUCAACACGCGGCGCAAGUCCAUUAAAACCAUCAUCACCAUCACCAUCCUGUUCGCGCUGUGCUUCCUGCCCUUCCACAUCACACGCACGCUCUUCCUCGUCCUCAAGGAAACCAAGGCCGUCGAGUGCCAAACCAUGCGGAUGGUUUCCAUUUGCUACAAGAUCACUCGGCCGCUGGCUUCCUGCAAUUCCUGGCUCAAUGCACUCCUUUAUUUCUUAACAGGAGACAAAAGCUUAGCUUGCUGUGGACGGACCAGCGCCGGUCACAACACCCACCUGCUCUGGCCUUUACAGAUUCUUGGAGGACAGAAAGAGGCUGAGGAUCAAGAGCAAGGCAAUUCGCAUAAAGCAGAGGAAGAUCAUGAAAGUGACUCGAAAUCUUCAGGAAUGACAUAGAUGAGGCCGGGAGUGCACAGUCUCUGUGGGACAGACCUACUUUUAACGUUCCAGAUUUCAUAUUAUUUAUUAUUCAGUCAUGCUACUGAGCAAUUUCAAACAAUCUUGUGUAUUGCUGUAUGUUUUAUGCUAGUUUGUGACCAAGUGUCUCUUUUAAACGUCAUGUUUUUGGAGUUGUUGUGUAAAAAAAAAAAAAAAAGAAAUGAAGCGGUAAAUAAUACUUAAAUAAUAAUUUAUGAAAGUAUGAAACUGGCAUUUCUUAUGUUCAAAAUAAGUUAUUUAUUGCUGACUGACUAGAAGUAAAGUACAGUCAACAGGCCAAAAUAAUAUACAAAAGAAACAGGAAGCAAAAGUUACUAAUUGACAUCUUGUGACAAUUAAACCGAUUUGCUCACACUAUUAGUAAGACUAAUGUGACCUGUGUGCUGUCGAGAUCCUGAAACUGUCGAACUGCACAUACUUUCACAAUUUAAUAAAGAUCUUGUAGUGAAUGAAAACUCAUUUGAAUGUAUCUUAAAACUAAAAAGCAAACUUUAUCCAAAUUA
This is a messenger RNA of Carassius gibelio (silver crucian carp), 1969 nucleotides long. RefSeq names its product P2Y purinoceptor 3. Bases 171 to 1424 code for a protein of 417 amino acids. Gene Ontology annotation, cellular component: membrane. NCBI's taxonomy places the organism in Eukaryota, Metazoa, Chordata, Actinopteri, Cypriniformes, Cyprinidae. Gene Ontology annotation, molecular function: oxysterol binding; G protein-coupled receptor activity. The transcript has a single exon. Gene Ontology annotation, biological process: G protein-coupled receptor signaling pathway. The record is from RefSeq and is a predicted model, not a curated record.